Messenger RNA from Amphiprion ocellaris (clown anemonefish), 3488 nucleotides. RefSeq names its product PHD finger protein 19 (gene phf19). The coding region runs from base 210 to 1895 and encodes 561 amino acids. Gene Ontology annotation, molecular function: chromatin binding; DNA binding. Gene Ontology annotation, cellular component: nucleus. NCBI's taxonomy places the organism in Eukaryota, Metazoa, Chordata, Actinopteri, Pomacentridae. The transcript has 14 exons. Gene Ontology annotation, biological process: regulation of DNA-templated transcription; chromatin organization. The record is from RefSeq and is a predicted model, not a curated record.
UCGCGGGAAAAGUGAAAAAAAUGGCGACCGUAGAAGUUUGAAGUUUAGGUUUCGGAAACGGACAGAGAGACGGAUAGAAAGAGACACGGAGACACGGAGAACGGCUGAACGAGCGGAGACACCGACAUACACACCGUCUGUCUGUCCGUCGGGAGUUCGGUAACGGGAGGACCGGGAGAGAGGAGAGACGCAGCCCGGAUCAGAGAAGGAUGUUUGAGGACCUGAUUGAAGCCUUCUGUGGGGCGGAGCCUGAGGUGUCUCCAGGGGGCGGGUCAUGUCUGCAUGGGCGGAGCCUGGAGGAGGACGAGGAGGCGGAGUCCAGUCUGAGUGUGGGACAGUUUGUCCUCUGUCAUUGGUCAGAUGGACUCUACUACCUGGGAAAGAUACAGCGGGUGAGCCCUCCCAGGCAGAGCUGCUUCGUCACGUUUGAAGACAACUCCAAGUUCUGGGUCCUCUGGAAGGACAUCCAACACGCUGGAGUCCCAGGGGAGGAGCCCCAGUGCUCUGUGUGCCGGGAGGUGGGGCCAAACUCUGACAACCAAUCAAACAACCUGGUCCUGAUCUGUGGGAAGUGUGGCAUUGGUUUCCACCAGCAGUGCCAUGUUCCUCCAGUAGAGGGCAGCAGCAGUCUCAGUCCGUGGUUCUGCAGACGUUGUGUCUUUGCUCUGGCUGUCCGGAAGGGUGGUGCUCUGAAGAAAGGUCCGAUAGCGAAGGCCCUGUCGUCCAUGAAGCAGGUUCUGCCGUACGAGGUGGACUCUCUGGACUGGGACUCUCAGCACCGGACCAAUCAGCAGCAGUGUUACUGCUACUGCGGCGGCCCUGGAGAGUGGUACCUGAAGAUGCUGCAGUGCUUCAGGUGUCAGCAGUGGUUCCAUGAAGCAUGCACUCAGUGCCUGCAGGAGUCCAUGAUGUUCGGAGACAGGUUCUACCUGUUCCUCUGCUCGGUGUGUAAUAAAGGCUCCGAGUACGUCCGCCGGCUGUCCCUCAGGUGGGUGGACGUGGUUCACCUGGUCCUCUACAACCUGUCGGUCAGCAGCAAGAAGAAGUACUUCGAGCUGGAUGAGAUCCUUGCCUUCGUGUCCGCCAACUGGGAGCAUCUGCAGCUGGGAAAGCUGUCCAACACUCCUCCAGCAGAGAGGGGGCAGCACCUGCUGGACGCUCUCAACAAAUACAAGAGCAAAUUUCUGUGUGGGAAGGAGAUUAAGAAGAGGAAGUGCAUCUUCCGUUUGAGGACCCGGGUUCCUCCCAACCCCCCCUGCAAACUUUUUCCUGAGCGUGCUCAGAUGGACGGGUGGCGGGGCCGUAAGAAGACCACGGCCAGCGGAGCGUCUGAGAGGAAGAAGAGGAAGUCCAAAUGGCUGCUGGAAGACGCCAUUCCCAGCAACCAGUUGUCCUGCAGCUGGUCCUCCAACCACCACAUGGCCAACAUCUUUGACUUCACCCUGGACGAGCUGCAGAGCCUCAAGAGCAGCUCCAGUAGAACCGUCAGCAUUGACCAGGACUCCACCGAUGCCUCCACCUCGGGUUCGGCUACAACCAGCACCUCCUACCACUUCAGGAGGAGGGUGGGCAGUAGGAAGAGAAAGUUGCCAAGCAACAGCUACAUCCAGUGGGCCAAUCGCAGUGAGGUGGGGGAGGAGCUUGGAGGGGAGGAGCCUCCUGAGAUAAUGGAGGACCCGAGACACGCCCACUUACCAACAGACCCCGCCCACCUGCUAUCGGAGGCCUCACAGAUCCACUCUGACUCCUCCCUCCUCCACUCCUCCAUCUCGUCGUACUUCGGCGCGGCGGGGCGGCUGACCAAUGGGGAGCGCUACCAGGUGCUGGCUCGCCGGGUCACACCUCAGGGGACAGUGCAGUACCUGCUGGAGUGGGAGGGGACGACUCCUUAUUAGGACGUUACCAUAGCAACAGUGUUCAGGCCGUCUGAGAGGCUUUGAUUCGUGUUUCACCAAACUCAGCUGCUGAAUUAUAGUCACACCUGAGGGACCACCUGAUGUCUCUGAGAUGUCCACUUUUAAUCUAAGUUACUGAUUUUAACCUGCCACCAACACAAAACUUAAUUUUAGUUGUCCCUUUUGUGUCCCCAUAAACACCUGUCCUCCCUGUGUCCCCAUAAACACCUGUCCUCCCUGUGUCUUCAUAAACACCUGUCCUCCCUGUGUCUCCAUAAACACCUGUCCUCCCUGUGUCUCCAUAAACACCUGUCCUCCCUGUGUCUCCAUAAACACCUGUCCUCCCUGUGUCCCCAUAAACACCUGUCCUCCCUGUGUCUCCAUAAACACCUGUCCUCCCUGUGUCUCCAUAAACACCUGUCCUCCCUGUGUCUCCAUAAACACCUGUCCUAGCUGUCUGUGGUUCUCAGGUGAGUUUGGACGAAUCAGGAUUCAGAGCUGCUCAUGAUGCUGUCAACAGUAUUUAGUGAAAUCAACUUUGAAAUUCAGCUAAAGACCAGAACACACACACAUGCACACACGCACAUACACACACUCAUGCACACACAUGCAUACAUGCACAUACACACACGCACACAUGCACACACACACAGUGAUGUUAGCAUGUAGUUUUUACCUGUUGUGAUCAGACUGACAGCAGGUAGAAUUCUUCUUCUCUUCCUCUGAUUUGUCAAACAGUCAGAGUUGGUUUCCUGUAGCGCCCCCCAGCUGUCAAACAGCAUGCUGCCUCACCUGUCCUAACCUGACCUCACCUGUCCUCACCUGACCUCACCUGUCCCGUGUUGUGAGCCGUUCAGCAGUUGAACGUCCAUCUCUGGUUUGUGUCCCUGAGCAGAGAAGCUCUUCUGUCACACGUUUACCUGUGAUUUACCUGUGAAGUUCUCGUGACACCUGCAUUUGGUUUUACCUGAAGAAUCACCUGACAGCUUCCUGACAAACUGACUCCAGCCUCUGAUGUAUGUAAGCUCAAUAUUUUACAGGUGAGUUUUCUCAGGUGUGAGUCAGUUUGUGUCCAACACUGAGAACACACCUGGAGCUCACCUGGACAAACACCUGUUGGUUUACCCUCCUGUCUCUGCAGACACAUGAAUCUGUCACAUGAUCUCACCUGUAGAACAACACCUGCUGAAGUCACCUGAGAUGUGGGAAAAAAACUCCAAAUCCCUGGAAGUAAGGACUCAGUUUCCCAGAAUGCCCGGCGCUCCCUGCAGGUGUUUUCUUGCACUAUGAUCCAGUCCAUAUCUAUGCAACUAGUUAAUCUCCCUUUAGAUAAUUAAUCAGAGGCAUUGAUCAGUGAUCGAUGGGCUGCUUUAGCUUGAAGCUAACGCAGCCCGCUGAUCUUAAUGAGGAAUGCUAACAGGCUAACGGUCUCUGAGACGUUAAACUGUCACUCUGUCACUUUAAAUGUUGCCAUGGUAACCACACUCUGCUCCUAUUGACCUGGAAGACGAUUGUUUUGAACAUGUGACUGCUUCUGUUCAGCUGACCAAUCAGCUGCCAGCUUUCUCUGGAAUAAAAAAUACUGACCUUUGA